Medioppia subpectinata is the source of this 1193-nucleotide messenger RNA. The record is from the annotation of a GenBank genome assembly. NCBI's taxonomy places the organism in Eukaryota, Metazoa, Arthropoda, Arachnida, Sarcoptiformes, Oppiidae.
CGUUGACACCACACCCUCUCGAGACGAUGAGCGGAUCCACCGAUGAUAUCGUUAGCCUUAUAUUACCACCAAAUGAAGCGGACCAAAUGGAUGGCCAACUGGUGUCGGACUACACGAGCCAACUGUCAUCGUUGGGCGUACGGGCGCUGACGGGUGAACCGCACCGCUUGGCCGACACCCGCGCGGCGGCCAUCGAUCGGACGCAACAGUUGGCGUACAAUCACUACAAGACAUUCAUCUCCAACGCCGACAGCACUCAACGCGUGACCAAUGAUUUCUACGCCACUGAGCAUACGGUGGACGCCGUGUUGGCCGCAGUGCCCCGACUCGUCACAGAGUGUCAACAGUUCUCGGCGGCCGCCAAAGCCAUUUGCGACCGAUGGCGAGACGUGUCCCAAAUGCUGGCCAAUCACCCGCAGAUACUGGAAGUGCUGGAAAUACCGCAACUCAUGGACACCUGUGUGCGCACCAAUUACUACGAAGAGGCCCUCCAGCUGUACGCACACGUCCAGACGCUGGCCAAAAGGCACGGCGAGUCGGUUCCCAUUAUCUCUAGUAUCGCCAAAGACGUGGACGUCUUCCGCGAGAUAAUGAUCGCCCAAUUGCUGAAAGACCUGUCGGUCAACAUUCAGCUCCAGAAUUGUCUCAAAAUUAUCGGUUAUUUGCGGCGAACCGACAAAUUCACGGAAACUGAGCUGCGGAUCAAGUUCUUGACGGCACGGGACCAGUGGCUGUCGUCGAUGAUCAAAGAGAUUCCGGCCAACAAUCCUCUCAUUCACAUUACGAAAGUGAUCGAAACAAAUCGCGUCAAUCUUUUUGAUAUCAUCACUCAAUACAGAGCGAUCUUCGCCGACACGGAUCAGAUCGUACCGCAACACUACACGUACUACGGGCUGACCACUCAGUCGACGGGCGGCAGCGGUGGCCGCGAUUUUACCGACGGCGCUAUAAUCAACAGUUGGGUACUGUUUAAAGUGAACCAAUUUCUGGACACAUUGCGUGCGGACGUGAAACGGUGUGUGAACAACGAGUUCGGCCACUAUUACCCCAUAGAGUCGAUCGUUGAGCCCGUCUUCUACUUCGGUCUGUCGAUGAGCCGAAUCGGCGCCGACUUUAGGCCUCAAUUGAUCCCAAUUAUAAACGACGCGAUCGCCGACCGAUUCGCACGCGUCGUCGCCGACGCCACACAUAAG